GACGACCCUUGUGGUUUUGGCGGCUUUUCGAGACAUAAAUAAAUUCGUGUUGGUUGGUUGUUCAUAAUGCACGAAAGUGAAGUACAGACGGUGUCCGUUCCAAUUGAGGUUGCGCAAGAAUAUGUAUCAAAGCUACUUGGGUUUGCACCUCUUCAACUUUCAGAUGAUUUGUACAAUGUGAUCAUUACUCAUUUGGAACAAAUGAUAGAUGAAUUCAGUGAGAAGUUAUUGGAUAAAUUUGGAUUAAAAUUUACGUCAGAAAAACUUCAAUCGCUCACUUAUUAUUUAAAAGAAAGACUUGAAGACCGUCUUGUAGACAUGUUUGAUUCUUUCGAUAUAUUUUUAGUCGGCAAAGUACUGUAUCUGAAUUCUUCAGUAGUUCUUAAAGAUGAUGAACUCCAGUUAGUUUACUCUGAAAAACGUGACAAAGCUAUUGAAAAUCGUAUUAUCACUUACACGAAUAGAAUUACAGUGCUUAAAACAUGUCUAACAAAAAUUGAACAAGAAACAGCUAAGAUCAACUCAAUUGUAGACAAUAUAAAGAAUAUGAAGAAACACAUCAAUCAAACUCUGGAAAAUGUUUAUGGUGUCAAGUCAGACGUUUUAUUUAUCCGUAUACGGAAUUUGUAAUCGGAGAAGUAAUCAAAAAUACAAUAAUCUAAAUAAGUACAACAGCUUAACGAUUAAAUUGACCAGUAGUAGUAGGUAGGUGAUUGGUUUAAACUCGGUUCUACUUAAUUCAUUUUGUAGUAGACGCAUAAUGUCACUAAACCGGACACAUGAAUUUGUGCUUGAUAGUUAAGUUACAUUAUUAUUUUUAUUCUUCUUCUUAUUAUUAUUGUAUGAGUAAAUACGUGUUUGCGUUUCCAACUACAUUCGAACGUAUAAAUCCAAUGGUUAGAGAUUAAAGUGUACAUGAAUUACCAACUACAUUCUUAACUCUUACCAUCGUUAACUAUUUAGAGAUAUUUUUUAAAUUUGACAUUUGUUAUUGUUCAUUUGUUUUACAAUUAUUGUGAUUUAGUCGAUGAAUUAUGUCUCUCAAUAUAUGAACGGAACAAUUCAAUAAAUCGAUUAUAUACUGCUCUAACUAAUACAAAUGUAUCCAAUCCUAAUUUUCUAUCAAUUUGUUCACCUUUAAAGAAGAGAAGAAAACAUAACAGCAAAUGAUUUUUCGUUGAAAGAGAUAUGUAUUUACUGUACCAUAUGAUAUAUAUAUAUAUCUCUUUCGUACAGUACUAUGUAAUCUUACAAAUGUAAUAUAUAAAUCUCGUGUAUCUGUUUCUUGUAUAUUCAUCGUUAUUUAUUUUAAAAACUAAUAUAAUAUAUUCAAAGUUUCAAUUAGUA
Messenger RNA from Schistosoma bovis, 1347 nucleotides. NCBI's taxonomy places the organism in Eukaryota, Metazoa, Platyhelminthes, Trematoda, Strigeidida, Schistosomatidae. The record is from the annotation of a GenBank genome assembly.